Molecule: messenger RNA, 4323 nt
Organism: Sitodiplosis mosellana (orange wheat blossom midge)
Lineage: Eukaryota; Metazoa; Arthropoda; Insecta; Diptera; Cecidomyiidae
Exons: 10
Coding region: 788-3445 (885 amino acids)
Biological process (GO): proteolysis
Molecular function (GO): serine-type endopeptidase activity; protein binding
Source: RefSeq, a predicted model, not a curated record
CUGUAAUGUGUAUACCUGGCGGCAUACGUGCGGCUUUGUAAACAUGAGACUCCAGCACAAAUUGCUGUUUUAUUCCCCGUAUUUUCAUUUCUGUUAAUGGUGCAUUGGUACGUGUGCUGCUUGCUCACUGUGCUCAUGCAUAAGUGUUUACCUGUGCUUAGCUUUUUGCCACACAGUUGAUCGUUGCAACCGGUUUCAAUGGAAUGACAGUUGAAUGCGAGCGUCUGAACGGUGAAGAUCACGAUUCUCCGAUACACACGGUACAUCAAGCCCUCUUAAGACAUCUGCCGAGCGAAACGAAAACAAAACGCGAAGGGAAAUAAAAAUUAUAUACGUUAAGUGAAUGGAUAAUAUUAAUGUGUUCUUAAGUGAAUAUCGGCAUUUAAGAGAGAAAGCUGCUUUGGAAAAGUUUAUGAUUCUCGAAAGUGAGAAGUGAGUUAAAUCUUUGGAACAGAAAUAGUGUGAAAAAUUUAAAAAAAAACCAACAAAAAAGAAUUUUAUCAAUAAAAUCUGUAUUGGCAUGAAAUAAAUGGAUAAAACAACAUGAAAGUUUAAGAAAUAAAAGAAUUCGUUGCACUCGAAAUAAGAACGUAAGAGAAAACGAAAGAAAAUUUGCAUAAAUUCGUUGAAGAAUCGUGUUGAAAAGCAAAAGACAAAACAAAAGACGUGAACCCAAUCAUCACUGGAAAUAUUACUGAAUUUGAAAAAACAAAAACAAAACGAAUUGCCGUACAUUUGAGGCAUUUUAUGCAGAAAUCCACCGGCGAAAAAAAGAUAUCGCUCCGAAAUGACAUCGAACUCGGACAAAAACCGAUCACAAAAUAAUAACGGAAAACAAAAGGAUCUUUGGGCUAAUCAACAAAUAAACGUGCCAAAAAAAUGCACGCGUAAUCCGUCAUCGCGAAGUGAUAGGAAAACGGACUCAGUGAUAUCAUCAGAUUCGGACAUUCGAUUCACGAGGCGAAAAUUGGGAGACACGCAAAAAUGUGGAUGUGCUGUGAUUGCCGGUUUGCUCAUAUUCAUGCUGUUUGCCACAAUAGCAAUGUACUUUGGAUAUGUACUACUCAAAUAUGAUUCAUUGCCUGAACGGAUAUUCAGAGCAAAGCUACGAAUCACUGCCGGAGACAAUUGGACUACCGAAUUGGCCGAUCAAAGUUCACUGCGAUUUCAACAUCGUGCAAAAUACUAUCAACAUGCCAUCGAUGGAAUGAUCAAUCGAUCGGAUCUCAAGGAAGGGUAUAAAAGAAGCGAGGUUUUGGCGCUGGAUGGUGACGAAGACCGAAGCGAUAUGAUCAUCCACUUGAACCUUAAUUUUGAUCCUUACCUCGCUUUAGUAUCCUCAGCUGACUUACUCUCCGUAUUUAUCGAACAAAUUGGGCAACAAAUGGUGCCCGAAUUCGCAAAUCUGACAAUUGAUUUGAGCAGUUUGGAUAUCAACGAAGUGACCGGAUUCAUGGGUGAUGAGCCAUCAACGAAUGCAUCACCACUUCGACCCGACGAAACAUCAGAUGCACCAAAAGAACACAAACCACAACGUCGAUGUGAAGCCGUCAAGCUUGACUAUUGCCAAAACAUUGGAUACAACGUGACAACGUACCCAAAUCUUCUUGGUCACAAAAAUAUCGACGAAGUCAAAGCCGAUUUGAUUGCCUUCCGCGAAAUAGUAGAUUCAGAGUGCUAUCGCCAAGCGUAUGAUUUUGUUUGUCGAUUAUUGCAACCGCCUUGCAAAUAUCGUGAUCCAUUUGAGCCGGAGAUUGGACCAAUCUGUCGCGAAUAUUGCCAAGAUUUCCAAAAAUCCUGCGGAAGUCGCAUCACGAAUCACUUUAAAUCGUUUUUCGAUUGUGAACGCUUCCCGGAGUCAAUCGGAUCACAAAGUUGCCACUCAAAACCGAACUGCAUUGAAGAUCUGCAAGCAAAGGCGCUUUCCAAUCGACUUUGUGAUGGUAUCCCGGAUUGUCCAGACCUUUCAGAUGAGUUUAAGUGUUCGUAUUGUGCUCUGGAUAGUCUUUACUGUGGCCGCGGCAGAUCAUGCAUUCCAAAGAGUGCUCGGUGUGAUGGAAAAAUUGACUGUCCUGACGGACUCGAUGAAAGAGACUGUCUUUCAAUAGCACCUUUGCUAUCAGAGUUGAAUGACCCGAAACCAUUGACACCGCAACAAGUCAAGUUUAACUCGGAAGGAUUUGCUAUCUUCUCCGAGAAAGGAGAAUCGGGCAAACUUUGUGCUGAAGGCCUUGAAUCACCUAGCGAUAAACACAUCCAGAGAACCGUUUCUGAAUCACUUUGCAAAGCACUGGGCUAUGAGAAAGUAGCAUUCUCUGAAGUGCGAAAUGACACCGAACCGAAUACGCGCUAUGUUCGCGUGUUGGACCCAAAGGCGGCUGAAAUAUCUUUUGUUCGUACAACGUGUGAAAAGAAACAAGCGCUUUAUGUUUCGUGCUCAAAUUUAGAAUGUGGAUUUCAAUCUGUUCUGAGCGCGAAUUCAGCAGCAAGUUUAUCAAAAAUGGCAGCACCUGGCGAUUGGCCAUGGUAUGUAUCUCUUCAUCGUGACGAAACUCAUGUAUGCGACGGCACAUUGGUAUCAGAAAAUUGGGUGUUGACAACUGAAUCAUGCUUCCAAGGACAGUCGAAAGCCACUUGGAUCGCCGUGCUUGGGAAUAUUCGUCUGAACGCAAACACACCAUGGAGUCAGAGGAGACGCAUUAUUGGUAUGAUAAAAUCGCCCGUAGAAGGAUCAACAGCUGCUUUAAUUCGUCUCGAAACGCCAGUUGUGUUCAAUGAUUUCAUUCGACCGAUUUGCUUGCCAGAUGCUUUGAACAUCAAAAACUAUGUCUCUGCUCAGACAAAUAUGUCCGAUGCCGAAAAGCCCACAGCAGACACAUUAUCACGAAGUAAAAAAGAUGAAAAAUAUGAAUCAAAUUUGCCGGAAAAUCGUGACUAUUUCUUUGGACCGGAGGAUGUGCAUGGCGAAGAAAUCGAAGAUGAUCUUGUGCGUAGAAUUCGUGCCAUUCCACCGGAAUUCUACAGUUCAUCAGUAGCACCUCCACUUGAAGUCAACGGCACAACACCACAAGGAAGAAAUAUGGUGGUUGAUGAUCCAGCCGCCACUCAGUGGACAACAUGUAACACACUGGGAUGGUCACGACAGCGCGAUCAUUUGCAACGAGUCCAACUGAAACUCAGUCACAUGGCGAGCUGUGAGAAUAUUUCCAUUGCCACAGUGAAUUCAAUGUGCACCGAAGCCGCUUUCCACAAACAAGAUUGUACCGAAGAAGAGUAUUCGGGCAGUCCAGUGAUGUGUUUACUACCAAACAGCAAUCGAUGGGCUUUGGUUGGCGUGUCAAGCUGGAGAAUAGCUUGUCAGCCUAAUGGCAUUGAACGACCUCGAAUGUACGACAAAAUCACACCCAAUUCAGCUUGGAUUCGACACACCAUCAAUUCAACGUAAUCCAAAUGACAGCAUUUAGCGCGUCAAAUGUGUUUGUAAAUAUUUUUUCAAAGUGUACAGAUUUUUGUAUUGUGUAUGACAAAGAAUGACUGUUGAACGUCACCUAAACUAUAAAGAUGAAACUAAAUAAAAAGAAUAGAUAAGCUUUUUUAUGAUUCAGAGGAAUGAAUACGGAUGAACCUUUCUACAGAAUACGCCAUUAUUGCUUUCCAUUUUCUGUAAUAAUUCGAAUUGACCGGGAAACUUGUUUCGCUUUUGUUGUCAUUUAGCAAAGAAGCAAUCAAUUUGAUUUAAAUAAUCACAUAUGUGUGUUUUGAUUCAACAGUUUUAAAUAAUGACUUAGUAAAUGCGAAUAUGUUCGAACAAAAUUGGCGAAUUAUUGAAAUUUUGUUCCACUUUACAACUUUCGUUUGAAUUUCGCAUUCGAAGACGUUCGAUAACAAUCGAAAGUGAUGUUUUUUUCUUAGUGAAACAGGUUUCCAAAAUAAAUUUGGACUGACAACAAGGUGUACAAAUGAUGACCAUCGAACUAAGACACUAGUUGGUCAUUUGCUUUUUUGCUCAGAUAAUAAUCAACGAUAAACUUCAUGUUUCCUCCCGAUGUUGUACUAUUUUAGUAGAAAACAUAAUCAAUUUAAUAUAAAGAUAAAGCUAAUAGUCGAAUUGAAAUUUUCCCAUGAUUGAUUCUUUUAAAUGACAAUUAUUUAUUAUUAUUAUUUUUGUUCGUAUGUUGUAUACCUUUAUCAUGCCAAAAUAAUAUGUAAGCAAAACUUAGUAGUUUUUUAAGGGAUAAAAUAUAUAAGAAAUUUAAUAUAUAAACUACUUCGUAGACGAUUUAGCCAAUCAUUUCAUAAAUAAAGACGAUAAAUAAAUGUAAA